This is a messenger RNA of Anopheles darlingi, 524 nucleotides long. RefSeq lists its product as uncharacterized. The coding region runs from base 30 to 341 and encodes 103 amino acids. The record is from RefSeq and is a predicted model, not a curated record. The transcript is spliced from 2 exons. NCBI's taxonomy places the organism in Eukaryota, Metazoa, Arthropoda, Insecta, Diptera, Culicidae.
CCCCACCCAGUCCCGGCACAGGUCGGGUAAUGAUAAUUAAUGAAAGAUCACCAGUCGGACCAUACCGUACCGUUACCAAAGGCGGUGCCGACGGUGCAGGCGGUGCAACUACAAGGACGACCCAGACGACGACGACCAUCGUGGAAACGUGGGCCAAACUGCUCGAACAUCAAUCGUCGAUGCAGUCCGCCCCGACAGGGGUGAUAGUGGGUGAAGAAAAUACGAGACCGGUAGAAGUUGACGAGGAAAAUACUGCGACCGCAAUGGGGUCAACGGUUUCCGCAACAACACAUAACUAUCAGCUCCGUUUUAACGUGAAGCUUCCGGCGGCGAAUACGUGAGCCUAACCAUGAGCGAUACAGUCAUUCUUCCACUUGUAUGUAAACCCUUUUUGAACAUUGUUGCACACUGAAAUUGAGAUUUACACAGGGUAAUUAUAGUUCCGUUCAUGCAGAAUCAGACGCGAACCGUACAAAACCGCUCUAUCCAGAUCAUCAAAUACGCUUUGUUAGGUCCGGAAUUGA